Messenger RNA from Vicugna pacos (alpaca), 2285 nucleotides. NCBI's taxonomy places the organism in Eukaryota, Metazoa, Chordata, Mammalia, Artiodactyla, Camelidae. The record is from RefSeq and is a predicted model, not a curated record.
AUUGUGCUUGGCCAGCCCCGCGGGGGAUAAAGAGGCGCGGGACGCAGGGAGAAGGCGCAGAAGCAGGUCCCUCUGUGCUUGGCACUCCCCAUCGCAUCGCACCGCAGACCCCGGGAGGAUGAGGCUCGCCGUCCGCGCCCUGUUGGCCUGCGCGGUCCUGGGGCUGUGCCUGGCUGUCCCUGAUAAAACUGUGAGAUGGUGCACCGUUUCAAGUCAUGAAGCCAGUAAGUGCUCCAGUUUCCGUGAAAAUAUGAAUACUGUCCUUGAGGCUGGUCCUGUUGUCUCCUGCGUAAAGAAAACCAGCUAUCUCGACUGCAUCAAGGCCAUUGCGGACGAUGAAGCUGAUGCUGUGACACUGGACGCGGGCUUGGUGUUCGAGGCCGGCCUGAAGCCCUACAGCCUAAAGCCGGUCGUGGCAGAGUUCUAUGGGCCAAAAGAUGAUCCACAAACCAAAUAUUACUCUGUGGCCGUGGUGAAGAAGGGCAGUAACUUCCAGCUGAACCAGCUCCAAGGCAAGAAGUCCUGCCACACAGGCCUUGGCAGGUCUGCUGGGUGGAACAUCCCCAUGGGCUUACUUUAUUGGAAACUGCCUGAGCCACAGGAAUCUCUUCAGAAAGCAGCGUCCAAUUUCUUCGCGGCCAGCUGUGUCCCCUGUGCGGAUCGGACAGCCUUCCCCAAACUGUGUCAACUGUGUGCGGGGAAAGGAACGGACAAGUGCGCCUGCUCCAACCACGAACCGUACUUCGGCUACUCGGGGGCCUUCAAGUGUCUGAUGGACGGUGCUGGGGAUGUGGCCUUUGUCAAGCACUCAACGGUACUGGGCAGUCACCCUGAACUGGGCAUCAGAAGCUUCUUGGCCUAUAACUGGCUGUGGGAUCUUUGGCAACAACAUUUUGGCAAAGAUAAAUCUACGGACUUCCAGCUCUUCAGCUCCCCUCAUGGAAAGGACCUACUGUUUAAGGACUCUGCCAAUGGGUUCUUAAAGAUCCCCCCUAAGAUGGACUCCCAGCUGUACCUUGGAUAUGAAUAUGUCACUGCUGUUCGUAACCUAAGAGGAGAAACACUCCCAGACACCUCGAAGGAUGGGUGCAAGAAGGUGAAAUGGUGUGCAGUGGGUCACAUGGAGAGGAAAAAGUGUGAUGCAUGGAGCGUGAGCAGUAGCGGGCAUAUAGAGUGUGAGUCAGAAGAGACCACUGAAGAUUGUAUUGCCAAGAUCAUGAAAGGAGAAGCUGAUGCCAUGAGCUUGGAUGGAGGCUUUGUCUACAUCGCGGGCAAAUGUGGUCUGGUGCCUGUCCUGGCGGAGAACUACUACACUUCUGGCAACACUUGUGAAAACACACUAGAGAAAGGGUAUCUUGCCGUGGCUGUGGUUAAGUCAUCAUCAGGUGAUGAUCUCAACUGGAACAAUCUGCAAGGCAGGAAGUCCUGCCACACCGGAGUGGACAGAACUGCUGGCUGGAACAUACCCAUGGGCCUGCUCUACAACAUGAUUAACCACUGUGACUUUGAUAAAUUUUUCAGUUCAGGCUGUGCCCCUGGGUCUCAGAAAAACUCCAGCCUCUGUGCUCUGUGUAUCGGCUCCGAAACGUCUCCGGGAAAGGAGUGUCUUCCCAACAACCAUGAGCGAUACUACGGCUAUACAGGGGCUUUCAGAUGCCUGGUUGAGAAGGGAGACGUGGCCUUUGUGAAAGACCAGACUGUCAUGCAGAACACGAAUGGAAGCAACACUGACGCGUGGGCAAAAGACCUGAAGCCAGAGAAUUUUCAGCUGUUGUGCACUGAUGGCACCAGGAAGUCUGUGGACAAGGCUGAGAGCUGCCACCUGGCCCAAGCCCCACAUCAUGCUGUGGUCUCACGGGAAGAUAAGGCAGCUUGUGUUCGCAAUGAGCUACUUAGCCAGCAGCAUGAAUUUGGAAAAAAUGGAAAUGACUGCUCGGGCAGUUUUUGUAUGUUCCAGUCAGAAACCAAGGACCUUCUGUUCAGAGAUGACACCAAAUGUUUGGCUACACUUCCGGACAAAACAACAUAUGAAUCCUACUUAGGACAUGCAUAUGUCACGGCUGUGUCUAACCUGAACCAAUGUUCAAAAUCAAAACUCCUGGAAGCCUGCACUUUCCACAGAGAUUAAAAUCCAAGACUGGGGGCCACCACCUGCUGGAGAUGGGAGCUCAUAUGACGCAUAUGCUUCCCCCUGGGUUUGCUGGCUCGAGUGGUUUGGUUGCCUUCACAGUUUGGUGGUGGUACCUCUGCAGGACAAAAAAAUAAAUAAAAAUUAUUAUUGGUUU